AUGUUCUGCCGUAAAGACAUAGAAGAUGAAGAAUCAGAUAGUGAAAACUAUCAAUCAGAAAUUGAGAAUUACUGCAAGGAUAUUGAUUCGUACUAUUGGACUGAAAUAGAAAAAAUAAACAAGGAGUGCAAACACCAAAUUCUUCAAGAAAAAACACCUUACUUAUUGGGUACAGAUUAUGUAACUGCUGAUUGUAGUCCGUUAAGUAUCCAUUGUGGCUUGAGUAUUGCAAGGUGUUUCGCACCAUCAGUAAAAUUGAUGAAAAAAUCAGAAAUAGGAACUCAAAUCACAUUCCGUGCUGACGAAUGGGAACUUUUUAUUUUCACCUUACGAUGUCUGGACAUCAGUUAUUUAUCGGACAAUGAAGUACCAUGCAUUACAACAUCCAAAGAAGAGGACAUUAAACAUAUUGAAUGUGAUGAAGAUGUGAAAAUAUGCAAAACGUCAACUUUAGAUUGUAAAUUUUAA
Molecule: messenger RNA, 468 nt
Organism: Acanthoscelides obtectus
Lineage: Eukaryota; Metazoa; Arthropoda; Insecta; Coleoptera; Chrysomelidae
Source: the annotation of a GenBank genome assembly